Symbiodinium sp. CCMP2456 is the source of this 1581-nucleotide messenger RNA. The record is from the annotation of a GenBank genome assembly. Lineage: Eukaryota; Dinophyceae; Suessiales; Symbiodiniaceae.
AUGGGCGCCGUGUCACAGCCCGUGGUCAUCGCGCGUACCCGAGGCAUCUCCCUCCUUGACUGGUCCUCUGCAGGCGGAGGUUGUGCGGACGAGGUCGGGCGACUCUUUGCCGGUGCUGGGCUCUCACCGAUCGCCUUCAGCAACUCCUCUUCGCAAUUCAGCGUUUCGUCUGAGACCAUGCUCCUUAGCCCUCACGGUGCUCUGCCGGAUCCGACGGUGCGGAUCGUCUCAGUGGCCUGCGGCAAGGACCAUCUCCUCAUCCUGGACAGCGCUGGCCGGCCCUGGGCCCUCGGCGAUCCCUGCGCGGCAGGAGUGGCCUGCUCCGAUCAGCUCAGCCACGAGGUGCACCGUGUCACAAUGCGCGGAGUUUUUCCGGACACCCAAUACGGAGUCUCCAGCGGCCCUGGCGUUUCAGACUUGAAAUUGCAGUCAUUUUUCGUGCCGUGGGGCAUUCCAGUCGGGUUGGGGCUACCGGGAAUUCGGCUGACUGCCAGCCGAGGUGCAUCUGACGAAGGAGGUAUGAAAACUGUGACCUGUCACAGGCAUCUUCCUGUUUGGUACCUCAGGAUGAUCGGGCGGCAACACCGGGCCGAAGAAACAUGGAAGACGAGAGUGGCAUGUGGAAACGGCCACUGCGCAGCGGCCGACCGCAGUGGUAACCUCUUUGCCUUUGGCCGUGCCCUUGCGCGCCCGGACCUGGAGGCCCUUGGCACAACGGCCUGGCGGCGCCCGCGCAAGGUGGCGAGCAUUUCCGACGCGGAGGACGUCGCAGCUGGAGACAGCCACGUUGCCGUCGUGUGCCGGCAUGGCGGUACAUAUCUUUGGGGCGAGAAUGUCCACGGCCAGUGUGCCCGGGAUCCGGUGGGCUCAGGCUUGCGAGGAUCCCGCCACCGGAGCGGCGAAGUGCCGCAUUUGGUGCCGAGCCCGGCACGCGCGGGAUUCGCCUUGGCCGCGUGCGACGCUCGCCGGGUGGCUUGUGGCAGGUACCACACGGCAGUGCUGAGCGCUUACGGCCGCUUGGUGACCUUCGGCGAUGGCCUCUCGGGUCAGCUGGGCCGGCCGGCGGCUCCGGGAGAAGGCUGGAAACCUGCAGAACUCGACUGGAGCGGCGCUGUCUCUGAGCGGGUGGUGCAGGUCGCGUGCGGAGACGACCACACAGUCUGCCUUACGGAGAUGGGCCAGGUGUUGGCGUUUGGCAGUGGCGAACAGGGCCAACUUUGCACCGGAGGUUGCCGCAACUAUCGGCUCCCGACACUGAUCCGGUCGCUCGCCGACGUGCGCGAGGUGGUCGCCGGAGCGAACUGGACUUUGCUCCGCUGUGCAGACGAGAAGGCCAUGCUUCCUACAUGCGUGAUACCUAUGUUGGUCACCGUCACGUGGCAGUCACGGCAGCUGUUGUCGUCACCGUGGUCGGUAGCAGGAGCAGGAGCAGUAGGAAUCUUAUCGUUACGCCCUUACGACUACACUAAUGGAAGAAGAAGAAGAAAAAGGCCCGUAACCGGCAGUUCAUCACGAGUCUUCAUAUCCGCAAGAGCGCAAACUGCAGGAUGGCCGCAAGGGCAGGUAAAGUGCGAGCUGUGA